AUGACGACCGCCGCACCUUUCUCUGGUCCAGUCGGAAAUUCCAGAUGGUCACUUGCUGGAAUGACUGCUGUCGUCACCGGUGGUACACUUGGGAUCGGCUAUGCUGUGGUGGAGGAACUGGCGGAGUUAGGAGCAGAAGUGCACACCUGCUCACAGUUUACCGCAGAAGAGUAUUCCAUGAUCAUGGCUACCAAUUUGGAAUCUUGUUACCAUAUAUGUCAACUUUCACAUCCUCUUUUAAAAGCUUCUGGAGCUGGAAACAUUGUUUUGAUUUCAUCUGUUACUGGUCUGGUUCACGUUUCUGUUGGGUCUGUUUACAGUGCCACCAAAGGUGCCAUGAAUCAGCUUGCAAAGAACUUCGCAUGUGAAUGGGGUAAAGAUAACAUUAGGACUAAUAGUGUAGCACCAUGGUUCACUAAAACCCCACUCAUCGAGCAUCUUGUUGAAAGCGUGGAGUUUCUGGAAGCUGUGGCAUCUAGAACUCCUCUGAAACGCGUUGCAGAACCAAAUGAAGUUUCAUCUCUGGUAGCGUUCCUUUGCAUGCCUGCUGCUUCUUACAUCACUGGCCAAACCAUUGCUGUUGAUGGUGGAUUUACGGUCAAUGGAUUCCCGUGAAUGCAGCAACGUACGUACGA
Lactuca virosa is the source of this 635-nucleotide messenger RNA. The record is from the annotation of a GenBank genome assembly. Lineage: Eukaryota; Viridiplantae; Streptophyta; Magnoliopsida; Asterales; Asteraceae.